Molecule: messenger RNA, 3258 nt
Organism: Acomys russatus (golden spiny mouse)
Lineage: Eukaryota; Metazoa; Chordata; Mammalia; Rodentia; Muridae
Gene: Atp6v0a4
Product: ATPase H+ transporting V0 subunit a4
Exons: 21
Coding region: 305-2815 (836 amino acids)
Biological process (GO): vacuolar acidification; proton transmembrane transport
Cellular component (GO): vacuolar proton-transporting V-type ATPase complex; vacuolar proton-transporting V-type ATPase, V0 domain; plasma membrane
Molecular function (GO): ATPase binding; proton-transporting ATPase activity, rotational mechanism
Source: RefSeq, a predicted model, not a curated record
GCAUUCUUAGGUGAAUUGGACCCUUGGAAGGAUGUUGUUGGGUCAAGGUUCUGGGCAUAGGGCAAGGUGCUCCCAUCUUUGCUCACACUAAGUUCGCCACUAGUGGAGUUCCCGCCAUGUCAUUUCUACCUCCAAAAUAAGUCAUCAGAGCUCGCUCGUCCACAUCUGGUCCAGGCAGGAGUACGAGGAAGUCUGCUUCUACACCCGUGAGCACAAACACGUCUGUAUGGGACAGUCUGUUCAGCUUCGUCAUUUAGGCCAGCCCAUUACAGGCAUUCCUGGAUCAGACUGAGACUGGGCCAACAUGGCGUCUAUGUUUCGAAGCGAGGAGAUGUGCUUAUCCCAAGUGUUUCUCCAAGUGGAGGCUGCAUAUUGCUGUGUGGCUGAGCUGGGAGAGCUUGGCUUGGUUCAAUUCAAAGACCUAAAUGCAAACGUGAACAUCUUCCAGCGGAAAUUUGUGAAUGAAGUCCGAAGGUGCGAGUCACUGGAGAGAAUCCUCCGUUUUCUGGAAGAUGAGAUGCAAAAUGAGAUUAUCAUCCAGGUGCCUGAGAAGGAUCCAGAGACCCCUGUCCCUCGGGAAAUGAUCUCCCUGGAGACUACUCUGGAGAAACUGGAAGGAGAGUUACAGGAAGCCAACCAGAACCAACAGGCUUUGAAGAAGAGCUUUCUGGAACUGACAGAACUCAAGUACCUCCUCAAGAAAACCCAGGACUUUUUUGAGACAGAAACCAAUUUAGCUGAAGAUUUCUUUGUUGAAGACACUUCAGGUCUCUUGGAGUUAAGAGCCAUACCUGCAUUCAUGGCUGGAAAGUUGGGGUUCAUGGCUGGUGUGAUAAACAGGGAGAGGAUGGCUUCCUUCGAGAGGCUGCUGUGGAGAGUCUGCCGGGGAAAUGUGUACUUGAAGUUUAGUGAAAUGGACACACUUCUGGAGGAUCCUGUGACGAAAGAAGAAAUGAAAAAGAAUAUAUUCAUCAUAUUUUAUCAAGGAGAACAGCUCAGGUUGAAAAUCAAGAAGAUCUGUGAUGGGUUUCGUGCUACCAUCUACCCCUGCCCAGAACCUGCAGCCGAGCGCAAGGAGAUGCUGGCCAAUGUCAACGUGAGGCUGGAAGACUUAGUCACUGUCAUUACCCAAACAGAGUCUCACCGACAGCGCCUGCUGCAGGAGGCAGCUGCCAACUGGCACUCCUGGGUCAUCAAAGUACAGAAGAUGAAGGCCGUCUACCACGUCCUGAACAUGUGCAACAUCGAUGUCACCCAGCAGUGCAUCAUCGCUGAGAUCUGGUUCCCGGUAGCGGACACCAGGUACAUCAAGAAGGCCCUGGAGCAAGGCAUGGAACUCAGUGGCUCCUCCAUGGUCCCCAUCAUGACAGAAGUGGAAACCAAAACAGACCCUCCCACCUUCAACAGGACCAAUAAAUUUACAGCUGGCUUCCAGAACAUUGUCGAUGCCUAUGGUGUAGGUAGCUACCGAGAGAUAAACCCAGCGCCCUACACGAUCAUCACCUUCCCCUUCCUCUUCGCUGUGAUGUUUGGAGACUGUGGCCACGGAACGGUGAUGCUAAUGGCAGCCCUGUGGAUGGUCCUGAAUGAGAGGCACUUGCUGGCUCAGAAAAGUACCAACGAGAUCUGGAACACCUUCUUCAACGGGCGCUACCUGAUCCUGCUCAUGGGCAUCUUCUCCAUCUACACCGGCUUGAUCUACAACGACUGCUUUUCCAAAUCUUUUAACAUCUUUGGCUCCUCCUGGAGCGUCCAGCCUAUGUUCAGAAACGGCACGUGGAAUGUUCAUGUCAUGGAGAAGAGUCCGUAUUUGCAGCUGGACCCGGCCAUCCCAGGGGUGUACUCUGGAAACCCCUAUCCAUUUGGGAUUGAUCCGAUUUGGAACCUGGCUUCAAACAAACUCACGUUUUUAAACUCCUAUAAGAUGAAGAUGUCCGUCAUCCUGGGGAUUACUCAAAUGCUUUUUGGUGUUAUUCUCAGCCUCUUCAAUCAUAUUUACUUCCGAAGACCCCUCAACAUCAUCCUGCAGUUCAUCCCCGAGAUGAUUUUUAUGCUGAGUCUGUUUGGAUACCUGGUUUUCAUGAUCAUUUUCAAGUGGUGUCGAUACGAUGCCCACACAUCCCAGAAGGCUCCCAGCAUCCUCAUCCACUUCAUCGGCAUGUUUCUCUUCGACUACGAUGAGUCCUCCAAUGUACCCCUCUACAGCCAUCAGCAAGAAGUCCAAACUUUCUUUGUCAUUAUAGCGUUGGUCUCUGUGCCAUGGAUGCUUCUGAUUAAGCCAUUUAUUCUCAGAGCCAAGCACCAGAAGUCUCAGCUGCACUCUUUCACAAUCCACGAGGACACCAUGGAUGACACGGAGGGUGGCCACUCGAGCGCCACUGUUAAGAAGACGGCGGGUGCCCACGGGACUAAGGGUGACCACGAGGAAGAGUUCAACUUUGGAGACAUCUUUGUGCACCAAGCCAUCCACACCAUUGAGUACUGCCUGGGCUGCAUCUCCAACACAGCCUCGUACCUUCGGCUCUGGGCCCUCAGCUUGGCUCAUGCAGAGCUGUCUGAAGUGCUCUGGACCAUGGUGAUGAGCAUCGGCCUUCGCCUUCGAGGCUGGGGAGGGCUCAUUGGGGUCUUCGUCAUUUUUGCCUUCUUCGCCAUCCUCACGGUAGCAAUCCUCCUCAUCAUGGAGGGCCUCUCGGCCUUUCUGCAUGCCCUCCGGCUGCACUGGGUGGAAUUUCAGAACAAGUUCUAUGAGGGGGCCGGCUCCAAGUUCUCUCCCUUCUCCUUUAAGCAUGUCCUGGAAGGGGCAGCCGAGGAGUAGGUGGGUCUGUGCCAGCUGAAGAGGUUCACACUUGUCUCUGAUGUCAGCCCAGGCCAGUGCCCCAUGCCACAGCCCCUCCUGGACACGAGAACUGUGAGACUGUGUGUGUGAGGCAUGGCAUUUGACAGGAUUUAACCACAUAACUGGGGGGGGGGCUACUUUGGCAAAUCAUUUGGACUUUAUGAUCAAAGACUAAACUAACUGGGAAACAGGAGUCAGGGGGAAGGGACACUAGGCCACUAUCUUCCUGCAAUAGUUUAUUUUUAUUUUACUUUAUAUUUGUUUUUGAGACAAAGUCUCAUUGUUAGCUCUGACUGUCCUGGAAAUCGCCAUGUAGCCAAGGAUGACCUUUACCUCUGGCUCCUACUGCCUCUACUUCCCGAAUGCUGAGACUCUGGGAGGGAGCCUCCACACCUGGAUCUCAUGCCACAUUUCAAGUGCUG